UCCGAAGGGAGUGGCAGGCGCCGGCGCGCCUUCCACGGAGCAGCGCUGCUGCCGGCGUCCGUUCUGUUAGGGAGCAGGGCGCUACGGGCCAUGGCCUAAGUCAGGCCGAGAGAGAGAGGCCGGCUUCGGACCGUUUUCCGCCCAAACUGCCUGGGUGGAAGGAAGGAGGUCUCUAAAGGUAGAUGAAGGGGCGUGUCACUUAGAUGCUUGAACCUGUGGCGCUUGGCAACCAAUCGCCGGACCAAAGGAAUCUCGUACCUUGAAGUGCAAAGAUGCUGAAGCCAAGUGGACUUAAAAUUCCUGGGAGGACUGGGAAGCAUGCCAGCCCGGUGGGACGUCCUGGUGGGACAGCAGCAACUACAUCCACAACCAUCAAUGCCACAAAGGAAGGAUCACCUCUCCACAAACAGGGUUCCACAUCUUCCACAGGUGCCUCUGAGAAGCUGACAGGGUCAAAAAUUGCUGAGGUGGGCGAUGAUUUCCUGGGGGACUUCGUGAUGGGUGAACGUGUUUGGGUGAACGGAGUGAAGCCAGGCAUAAUCCAGUAUUUGGGAGAGACCCAGUUUGCCCCUGGACAGUGGGCAGGAGUUGUUCUAGAUGACCCAGUUGGGAAGAAUGAUGGUUCUGUAGGCGGAGUGCGUUACUUUGAAUGCCAGCCACUCCAGGGGAUCUUCACAAGGCCUUCCAAGUUGACCCGCCAACCCACAACGGAGGGUUCAGGAAGUGAUGCCCAUUCUGUGGAGUCUCUGACAGCUCAGAACUUGUCCUUGCACUCUGGGACCUCCACCCCACCUCUCUCCACUCGCGUCAUUCCUCUGCGGGAGAGCAUCCUCAACAACACCAUGAAGACUGGAAAUGAAUCUGGAUCCAACCUCUCAGACAGCGGAUCGGUGAAAAAGGGGGACAAAGACUUCAGACUUGGGGAUCGUGUCCUUGUUGGCGGAACAAAAACCGGUGUGGUGCGCUAUGUAGGGGAGACGGAUUUCGCCAAAGGGGAAUGGUGUGGCGUGGAGUUGGAUGAACCUUUGGGAAAGAAUGAUGGAGCUGUUGCUGGAACAAGAUAUUUUCAGUGCCCACCAAAGUUUGGCCUCUUUGCUCCUAUCCAUAAGGUCAUCCGGAUUGGUUUCCCAUCCACCAGCCCAGCCAAAGCGAAGAAAAGUAAGAGGAUGGCCAUGGGUGUCUCAGCCUUGACCCACAGUCCCAGCAGCUCAUCCAUCAGCUCUGUCAGUUCCGUGGCCUCCUCUGUUGGGGGAAGGCCUAGCCGGAGUGGACUGCUGACCGAGACCUCUUCUCGCUACGCCCGGAAGAUCUCUGGCACAACGGCACUUCAGGAAGCAUUGAAGGAGAAGCAGCAGCACAUCGAACAGCUCCUGGCUGAGCGAGACUUGGAACGCGCCGAAGUUGCUAAGGCAACCAGCCGCAUAUGUGAGGUGGAGAAGGAGAUUGCCAUCUUGAAAGCUCAGCACGAGCAGUAUGUCACUGAAGCAGAAGGAAAUUUGCAGAGAGCACGGGCCUUGCUGGAUGGCACGCAAAAGGAGAAAGUAGAGUUGCUGAACCAGUUAGAAGAGGAGAAAAGGAAGGUGGAGGAUCUGCAGUUCCGAGUUGAGGAAGAAUCCAUUACAAAGGGAGAUUUGGAGACUCAGACGCAGCUGGAGCAUGCCCGAAUACGGGAGCUCGAACAGAGCCUCCUGUUUGAGAAGACGCAGGCAGCAAAGCUUCUCAGGGAAUUGGAGGACAGCAGGUUAACUACGGUGGCAGAGAAGUCAAGAAUCCUUCAGCUCGAGGAAGAGCUGACCUUAAGGCAAAGUGAAGUUGAGGAGUUGCGGCAAUGUUUAAAGAAUUCUCAUCAGCCAGAGUCUCCAGACCACAGCCUGGGCCUGCAGACUGAAGCUCUCCGCUUACGUGACCAGCUGUUCUCAGCCAACAAGGAGCACCAGAAAGAGAGUAUUCAACUGAAAGAGAAGUAUGAGAGGACUUUGAAGAAGCAUCAGCAGGAGGUUGAGAAGUUGAAAGCCCUCAAUGAAAAAUACUCCCAAGAAAUUGUGGACCUCAAGCAAAAAGUUCAGCAGGCCACCAAUGAGAACAUGGGCUUGAUGGACAACUGGAAGUCAAAGCUGGACACAUUAGCAUCAGACCAUCAGAAGUCAUUGGAGGACCUCAAGGCUACUUUGAACACAGGCCCUGACAGCCAGCAUAAGGAAAUAGUGGAGCUGAAAGCUGUAGUCGAAAGUGUCAAAUUAGAGCACCAAUUAGAGCUAGAGAAUCUAAAAGCCAAGCAUGACAUUGAGAUGGCAGUUCAUAUUAAAGAGAAGGAAAGUCUUAAGCUGAAGGUACAGGAAGUCAAGGAGGAAAUGGAAGAAAGUAACAACAAUUGGAAGAUCCAGUUGGAAACCAAAACAAACCAGCAGCUUAUGGAACUUCAGGACCUGAAGGAUAAGUGUCGGGAUGCAGACCUCAGAGUCCAUGAGCUGGAGAAGCUACACAGUGAUUACAAAGACCAGGCACAAGCCAUAGCUUUCCUAAAAGAGCAGAUCUCCUUGGCUGAAAAAAAGAUGCUGGACUAUGAGACACUGCAGAAGACUGAGGCUCAGAGUAAACAAGAGAUUCAGCGGUUGCAGGAGAAGGUUCUUGUGUUGGAGAACAAAUUGCACUCCACAGAGCCACUCCACCCUUCCCAACCCACCAAUAUGAUUGAAACAAAUGAUAUUUCAGAAGAAAAGAUCAAGAUGAAACAAACAAUGGAAGAUCUCCAGGACAAAUUGAGUAAAAAAGACAAAGAGGUAUCAUCGCUUGUCUCCCAGACGGAUACGCUAAGGGCCCAAGUAAGUGCAUUGGAAAAUAGAUGCAAGAGCACUGACAAGAAGGCGGAUUCUUUGUUGAAAGAAAAGAAAAGGCUGGAAGCAGAUCUAGAAACUGUGUCAAGGAAAACGCACGAUGCUUCUGGUCAGCUGGUUCUGAUCAGCCAGGAGCUAUUGAAAAAAGAAAGAAGCCUGAACGAGCUGCGUGCUUUGCUAAUGGAAGCCAACCGGCACUCGCCAGGCCCCGAGAGAGACUUAAGCCGUGAGGUGCACAAAGCUGAGUGGAGGCUAAAGGAGCAGAAGCUCAAAGAUGACAUCAAAGGAUUGCGAGAAAAACUCAUCAUCCUGGACAAAGAAAAAGCAGUAGCUGAUCAGCGGCGGUAUUCCCUUAUUGAUCCUUCCUCGGAGACGGAGGUUCUCCGGCUGCAGCACCGGCUCAUCAGCACUGAGGACGUCCUGAGGAACGCCUUGGAGCAGGGCCAGCAGAUGGAGAAGCUCAUUGAAGCCAUGCGGAGCUGUUCCGAAAAAGCACAGACUAUUGGGAACUCUGGAUCUGCUAACGGGGUCCAUCAGCAGGAAAAAUCUCACAAACAGGAGGAGAAACACUGAUGGACGAGAAGCAAGGAGAAGUGGAAAGGAACAUGAAAUCAUUGCAUCUGUUGUUGAGAAGAAGGAGACUUGGAGAUGCCUCCCCCAGGCACCACCAAAAGUAUUCCCACUCUAUGAACAAAGUGGAUAUAAAGCAGGAGGGUUCCUCCCUGGUGAUCUGUGUAAUUCUAAGAAGGGUCCAGUUCCCCCCAAAGAAGCGGUACAGCAGUUGUGCCUGUGGCUGAAUUUCUCCUUUGCUACCUGCAGCAUUUGGCGAUCAUUUUUAUUGGCAUGGUGUAUCAUGUCAGGUUUUGGGGAGGUACUUCCUGCUGCACCAGUGAGAUACCUCAUUUCAGUGGCUUUUGAAAGACAUUGGAGAUUUUUCUAAGCGACCCCCCUGAAUACUUGCUUCAGUAGCUAAUAAUUUGCACAUAGCAUUCAGAUUUCUCCUCCAGUUCCACCAGAUGGACCCAUUUUACAGGUCUGCAAAAGAGCUAAGAUCAAGCUCUGUUGACCAUAAGGAACAACCCAAUGUCAGUUUGAAAAGAAUCUCUGUCCUCUACAUAAAAAACUCUUGAGGUCAGAAAUGUGGAGACUCUGCUUAAACCUAAUGAUAUAACAUGGGAUAUGCAUUGUGAGGUGGACCUUCUCUAACUUAUUUUAACUUCAGUAAUUAUCAAGUCAUUGGUGAUUUAGAGGUACUGAACCAGUGGUGGACUUCUGCUGGUGCCCGUACAGUUACAUCUCUCAUCUGUUCAGAGAUGCAUCUUCUUUAAGCCACUGAUGGCUAGGCCUUGAAACAAAAGUUGAGAUUGACCUAGAGGUCUAAUCAGCAAAGCUCUGGAGGCAGUUGGGAUCUUCUGGCUGGGGGUGGGUGGGUUGGUUUUUUCUCUCUCUCUCUCUGACUUUUGACAAUUUUAUCCUUGAAAUUCUGAAAGACUUUCCAAGUAGCCUAAGGGUUCUUUUAUUAUUUUUUUUAAUAACUUAGGCCCAGUUUAUACAUGCAGUAGAAUUGAAAGGUAAACCUUUGUUCACCCAACUAAAAUACAAAUAUAGGCAAUCUGAUGUCUUUUGAAUUUCAGCUUCCAUCAGUCCCAAUCAAAAUGACUGAGAACUGCAAAAGACUGAGAACUGUAAAUCCAAAAUAUGUGGAGAAUAGGUUGCCUGCAUCUGUGGUUCUCUUUUGCACAGAUUGGUCUAUCUGUGUGUUCUACCACUGCAAAAAAAUAUCUCCUUUUGAGAAGAAAAGUAACUUGUUUGGGGUGAAGGGUAGAAGAGGUCAACCUAACCUUUGGAGCACACACUCUUCUCAGCCUGUGGCAGUAAUCUCCAGAUAGUAUGUUCUCCCCUGAUUUUCCUGCAUGUAUAAACUUGAGACAAAGAUGAAUUUCCAGAUGAGAAAAUGCCUGUGUGAUCUAAUAUGAAUGAUUGGAGCAAGCAUGUGUCCCUGUGUGCCUGUAUGGUUUUUCUCCUUUUUUCUGCUAGUGGUACGCAGAUUUGAUAGAGAGAAUGAGUGUCUGUGAGUGUUGACUUACAAAAUGCCUUCUUUUGUAAACAUGAUUUGUUAGAAGAAGCUGUCUAGAAAUUGGUGCUAAGUAGAGAGAACCUAAGAGGUGGUCCAGAGGAAGAAGCCUCCAAGAUAGAUCCACUUUUUCCCCAGUGUGAACAUUCACUCCCUCCAUUCUCCCAAUAUUACUGUGUGGCUUUCUCAAUCCCACCACCGUUGUUGGAUUUGAGGAUUUCAGAGGAGCAAAAAUCCUCACUGUUGUCAGUUCUAGUAACCAUUCAAAGCAAGAUCACAUUAGUGCAAUUCGCAUCAAACUCAGAGAUUCCAACUGAGAGAGAGCAAAGUGAGUAAUAGUCCAGACUGCUGUCUGAUUGGUAUAAAGAAAGAUGUAUCCUACAGGUUGAAUUGAUGCUGGUGUAGUUUCAAAUACAGUGUUGCUGAAACAUCUACCUUCUGAAUGAGGGUGCUAGAAUUCAGAAGCAAAGAGUUUAUAAUGAUAAACCUACAUUUCCUUUCUUUCUCUAAUCCUAACCAUGUAUCCCUGGUUCUGUGCUCUCAGGUAUAAAAUCCCAGGGCACAGAAGGUCCAAACAGCUGAACCUUGCAGCAAGUGAGCUGCCUGCUGCAACGAGAUAUGGAAUCUAGUUGGACCCUUCGUUUAUUACUCAGCCCAGACUACCCCACUACUUCUUUAUGCCUCUUAGGCUAUGCUUCUUUCCUGGAGAGUGUUUAGAACCUGGAUCCUAUCUUGGAGCCUCAUAUUCUGUGUCCUCUCCAUGAGAUUAUCUGUGGUAGAGAUCUGGUGAUGGAGAAUGCAGGGUUCCAACUGAGAAGCUAUUUCUAUGGGACUCUAAUCAGCCUUCCUAAGGCCAGAAUGUGGCCUUUGCUGCUUUUUCUUUUGAUGUGGCCAACUGAUUCUCAUCUUGGUUCAUGACUGCUGCUUCCUAGGAGAAAGUGCCAUGUAUUUUGUGGUCCUUCAAAAGGCCUUGGACUCUACUUUUGUGGUGAGAGAUUUGCCAGUAUGUACAGGAAAGUUUCACAAACUGACGUCCUCUGGUUUUAUUGGGGUAUCCAAGUAUUUCUAGCCAGCGUAGAAAUUUCCAGCUCUUGGCUAUGCUAGCUGAGAAGUUUGGAAACUGGAGUCCCAACAUGCAUGGGAGUCAUCAGGAUGAGGAAAGUUGAUUUACAGUAUUAGGGAGAAUAAGCUACUCAUUGUCUUCACAUACCUCUAUUUUUCUUCAGCUCUUUGCCAUUUCUCCAUAUUCCUGUACUGAUUUGUGUAACCUGAAAUGUUGUCGCUUCCAUCUUUUUUUCCUGCAAAACUGGGCAGAGCCAUACUUCAGCAAAUAAGGAUGGUGGCAUUUUCUGGUCUUGUUUUCCUCCUUCUGCACUCUGUAUUGAUAGACAGGAAUUGGAAUAAGCUGACAAGUAAGACCACAGAAAAAUAAGUUGAUAUUUUGGAGGAUCUCUGAUGAGAUGUUACUAGUGUGGCAAUUCUCAACACAGUUCUUUUGCUUGGAUAAAUUACAGCCAUUUGUGGAUGAACCAAAAAAUCUGCACUUCUGCAAAUAUUUACCCUCCCUUCCUUUCAUUGAUGCUGUUUUAUCAUGCUUUUAAACAGACUUAUCUUUUGGGAAAUGAAUUCCAAAGGUGGCCAGUAAGAAGCCAAGAUCUUGGAAAAAUAAAUGAGCUGCCUGUUAAUGCAAAUUUGCUUUUGCUUGGUUAAUUCUGUACAUGUAAAAGGCUUAACCAACCAGAAAUAGAAAACUUACCUUGAUGUCUUGAGUAUGGAAUCCUGGUUUAUACUACCUUUAAACAAGAGAUUGGCCAUAUGAGGAGCAAUUAACUAGGAAUCCAGGUUCCAAUGGCAAUGUUAGUUUGCUUGGGCUAGCAGGAGAAAAGAAGUGUGAGUUUGUACCUUAGCAUACCAUUCAUUCACUAUUAGCCAGGAUUCACCAGAAUCCUGUGCAAACACUGUUUAUUGAAAGAAGUUAACUUCUUAACUUCUUCCAUGUUCUGGUAGAGAGCUGGACUAUUUGAGCCUUUUCCAGAUGCCCAUUUGGGACUUCCAAAAAUCCAGAAAGUUGAUUUUUUUUCCCUGUAGGAACCAACAACUUUGUAAAACUUUGGCAGCAAAGUUGAGAAGUUCAUGUCUGUUUUGAAAUGGAAGUGCAGAUGUAUACUUCUAUGUCCUGUGCACAUUAGGUUAGUCUUCCCAAACUUGAUGCCUUCCAGACUCACUGGUCUCUAAUUCUCAGUAUAACAUGUUGAGAAUUCUGUUAUAGUCUGGAGGGUACCAAAUCUGGGGAUACUGAAACCCCCUCGUUGGGUUUCAAGUAAAUGUACGCAUAGUUAUUUCACAGGAAGUCAAAACCCAGCUACAGGUCAACUGUCAAUGAAGACCAGUCCAGCGAUUCAGCAUUUAUUCUCAAAGAGAUAUAUUAAUCCACUAAUCAAGCCAGCCCAAUUGAUCAGCCUCCUGUACAGGAACAGAAUCAAGUCAAAACUAGAUGUAAUAAAAAAUGGAUAACCUUUUACCCAUGUGGUAUGUACCCUAAUUUUGUAGUUUUAGACACUUUUUUGGCUAUCAAAUUUUGUUAGAUGAAGAAAAUUGAUUUGACAGCGAAUGUCUAUUUUAUUAUUGGCUUUUUUGUUUUUGUUUCCUCUGUACAAAAAGCUUUACAGAUGGGAGUCAAAGUGUAACUACUUCUACAGAUUAUGUAUUCAUGUAUUACAGGCCCCAAGACUGGCUUUGUAUAGUGUGAUGAGGUCAUACUAAACCAAUAAAAGUUGUGGCAGAAGAUAA
Molecule: messenger RNA, 7698 nt
Organism: Candoia aspera
Lineage: Eukaryota; Metazoa; Chordata; Lepidosauria; Squamata; Candoiidae
Gene: CLIP2
Product: CAP-Gly domain containing linker protein 2
Exons: 17
Coding region: 273-3407 (1044 amino acids)
Biological process (GO): cytoplasmic microtubule organization
Cellular component (GO): nucleus; microtubule plus-end; cell cortex
Molecular function (GO): microtubule plus-end binding
Source: RefSeq, a predicted model, not a curated record